This is a messenger RNA of Rhododendron vialii, 1694 nucleotides long. Its product is annotated as B-box zinc finger protein 21-like. NCBI's taxonomy places the organism in Eukaryota, Viridiplantae, Streptophyta, Magnoliopsida, Ericales, Ericaceae. The record is from RefSeq and is a predicted model, not a curated record. The coding region runs from base 347 to 1270 and encodes 307 amino acids. Gene Ontology annotation, biological process: photomorphogenesis; regulation of DNA-templated transcription. Gene Ontology annotation, cellular component: nucleus. Gene Ontology annotation, molecular function: zinc ion binding. The transcript has 3 exons.
UUUGAAACUAAUUAUUUUGUCCAGUUCACUAGCUUUGUUUACAGCUUGAGCAACCUUUAAAUAAUCCAAUCUGAUUCUCUCUCUUCCUAAUUCCUACUACCAUGUUGUAACACCGUCCAAUUAUUAUUGAUAAAUUAAUAUUUGCUUUCAUUUCCUAUUUAGUAUAUUGAAAAAAAUUGGUAGAUCUCUCUUUAAUUGUUUGCUUCCAAGUUCAACCCUUCUCCCUCUCUCUCGAUCUCUCGAUCCCUCUCUCUCUCUCUCUCUCUCUCUAAAACUUGAUACUCACUUCAAUUUCUUCUCCUCUAGCUGCAGAUUAAAAAUACUACUGUAAUUGAAAGUGCCCCAGAUGAAGAUCCAGUGCGACGUCUGUAACAAAGACGAGGCAUCGGUGUUUUGCUCGGCGGACGAGGCAGCCCUCUGCGCCGCCUGCGACCACCGUGUACACCACGCCAACAAGCUCGCCGGAAAACACCAACGCUUCUCUCUCCUCCUCCCUUCACCCAAACAACUCCCCCUCUGCGACAUCUGUCAGGAGAGAAAAGCAUUCCUGUUCUGUCAACAGGACAGAGCCAUCCUCUGCAGAGAAUGCGAUGUUCCAAUCCACGAAGCCAACGAACACACCCAAAACCACAACCGGUUUCUCCUCACCGGAGUUAAACUCUCCGCCACCUCCGCCCUCUAUUCGCCACCACCACCCUCCUCUGCUUCCUCCACCUCCUCUGCUGCGUCUGGAAACGGAAUCGAUGUGGUUCCCAGUUUCAACCCACAAAACCCUGUCAAUAACAAGCCCGUUUCGGUUCAGCCCGGGAUUUGCAGCACACCUGCCAUUGAAAAGGGUCUUCCGGGUAAUCAUGGAUCCUCUAGUAGUACUAUAUCGGAGUACUUGAUUGAGAUGCUGCCUGGGUGGCGGGUUGAGGACUUUCUUGUUGAUUCCUCUCCUUCCUCUUUUGGUUUUUGUAAGACGGCUGAUGAAGUUUUGCCUAAUUGGGAAGCUGAUCCGGACAACAGCAAUCUGGGCUCCAUUUCUUCCCCAAAAAACAUGGGAAUAUGGGUCCCCCAGGCCCCACCUCCUCUCUAUCCUUCUCUAUACCCAUUGCCAAACACUGCCUAUGGGAAUCAAAUCAGUUUCAAGGAGUCCAAAGAAGCCACAAACAACAACAUCAACAAAUACAGCAGAAAUUGGAGAGAAGAAGGUGUUUUCACUGUUCCACAGAUCAUCAGUCCUCCCUCCAGUACAGCAUCUAAUAAGAGAUCUAGAACUUUUUGGUAAAAGAUGGAAUGACUAAAUUAUUCGGUAGUAGUCUGGGAACACCGCUACGUAGUGCUCCAAAACCACACAUUUAUCUGAGGUCCACUUAAUUACUUAGUCGUGAACCCACGAGAAUGUUUGGUUGCGGAGUGGUAUUGAGCACUACGUGUCGGUGCUCUCGGACGACUGAAUAAUUUCACUAGAUGGAGAGACAAGAAGUUUCUAUCACUUUCAUUGUGGUACUCAUCUUUUUUUUAUUUCUUCCCUUUUUAGCCUUUAUUUAGGUUGAUGAUUUUCUUGGUUUUCCUUCCUUUCCUGUUCAAGAAGUGUGCUGACUGGGGAGUUUUGUUGUCUAUAUGUUUGUUUUUCCUCAUUUUUCAUGUACUUGCAGUUCAGAAGCUGCUGGCUUUUGUUUGUAAAUAUCUUUUUGAUUGUUGUUGUUCAA